GGUUCUGCGUUAACUCCACCCCCGACAGAAGUUUGCAGCCCCGGAUAAACUUCCAGUUCCCCUCUCUACCGACGAGUGCUCUUUUCCAGUUUACCAUCCCACGUAGAGGCCCCAUUUUCCAGAAUGGAGUGCCGGUUGGGUUUAGCGAUUUUAGUCGUUUGCCUCAUCUCUUAUGGCCUUUCGGAUGUGCAGCUCAGUAGUAAUGUUAUUCUCGAGCCGUAUGAUCUGCUGUUCGACACAGCGGUAGAAGCAUACUACAAGGGCGACUGGAUGACGGUCAUCCUGAACAUGGAGCGGGCGCUUCGGAACAAGGCUGCGAUACGCAGGGUGAAGGCGCAUUGCCGGAUAAUUUGUGCAAACCAGAGCGCUUUCGGAGAGCCUUUAUCCAGCAUAGUUGUGACAAUACCAGGCGCUGGCUCUGUGGAAGAUCUUGGUUUUUUUCAAAAAAUUAUGAAAAGGGCUGAUUGUGUAAAUACCUGUGAAAGUGAUAAAAUUGGACCACCAACUAUCCAUAAAAUCACUGAAGAUGUGGACCUCGAGUUUAAGAAGAGAACCCCUUACAAUUAUCUUCAAGUCGCAUACUUCAAGAUCAAUAAGCUGGAUAAGGCUGUGGCAGCGGCCAACACAUUUUUCCUGGCCAACCCAGACCACAUAGAGAUGAGGCAGAACCUGGACUACUACAGGAUGAUGUCCGGAGUACAGGAGGAAGACUUUAAAGACCUUGAGGCCUGGCCUCACAUGGCAGAGUUCCUUGCAGGGAAGCGGUACUACAGCUCAGACUCGUUCGGUCUGGCCAUCGACCACUUUGAGGCAGCGGUGGAAGACUACUUCAGCGCGGACCAGGAGUGCCGGGCGCUCUGCGAAGGAGCUUACGACUACGACGGAUACAACUACAUGGAGUACAGUGCUGACCUCUUCCAGUCCAUGACAGACCACUACAUGCAGAUUCUGAACUGUAAGCAGAGCUGUUCUGUGGAGCUAGCCUCCACUGCAGGAAAGGACAAGCCAUUUGAGGAUUUCCUCCCUUCCCACUUCAACUACCUACAGUUCUCCUACUACAACAGUGAAAAGUAUGAACAGGCCAUAGAGUGUACUAAGACCUACCUGCUGUUCCACCCAGAAGAGGAGGUAAUGAAUCAGAACCUGGCCUACUACUCCGCUGUGCUGGGAGAGGACAAGGCUGCAGCCAUACCUGCUAGACAGGUGGUAAAACAGCACAUUCAGCAGUCCCUGUUGGAGAAGGAGCUGCUUUACUUUGCUUUUGAAGUGUUUGGAAUCACCUUUGUUGAUCCAGAUUCCUGGACCCCUGCAGACAUUAUGCCCCUCAAACUGAGAGAGAAGCAGAAGGCAGACAGGGAGACUGCAGCAAGGAUCACUGAGGAGAUUGGGAAUCUGAUGAAGGAGAUUGAAACUAUGGUGGAGGAGAAGAAUAAGGAGUCUACUGAUAUUGCCAAGAUCGUACGAGAAGGUGGUCCUCUGUUGUUUGAUGACAUCAAGAUUACCAUGUCGUCUAAGCAGCUGAAUGGGUCUCAGAGGGUUCUACUGGAUGGAUUUAUCUCGGAGAGCGAGUGCAGGGAGCUCACCCGCCUCUCUAAUGCGGCUGUGCUGAAAGGUGAUGGGUACCGAGGCCUUCCUUCCCCACACUCCCCCAGCGAGAGCUUCCAAGGAAUCACAGUCCUCAAGGCUAUUAAGUUUGGACAGGAGGGAACUGUGCCCCUGAAGAGUGCCCGUCUGUUUUUCGACAUGAGUGAGAAGGUACGUAGGGUCCUGGAGUCGUACUUCCGUCUGGACUCUCCUCUCUACUUCUCCUACUCCCACCUGGUCUGCCGCUCCGCCAUCGACGAGAAGCAGGAUGACCGUGACGACCUGAGUCACCCGGUUCAUGCAGACAACUGCCUUCUGGUCUCUGAGCUCAACAAGUGCAUCAAAGAACCGCCCGCAUACACACACCGAGACUACAGCGCCAUCCUCUAUCUAAAUGAUGACUUUGAAGGAGGAGAUUUCAUUUUCACUGAACUGGAUGCCAAAACUGUCACAGCGGAGGUGCGUCCUCAGUGUGGUCGUGUGGUUGGUUUUGGGGCUGGGGAGGAGAAUCCUCAUGGCGUGAGAGCGGUCACUAAGGGACAGAGGUGUGCUGUGGCCCUGUGGUUCACCCUUGACCCCAAACACGAGGAGAAGGAGCGGAUCCAAGCUCAAGAGAUGCUGAAGAUGUUCUCCACUCCUACGGACGCAGAGUUCACAGAGACAAAGACAGAGAACUCCGAGCCACAGCUCACACUUCCUGACCAGGCUGUGCUUCUUGGUCAAGCUGCACCCCCAGUACAGGUGCAGGCAGACAAACCAGAUGACAAACCAGCAGAGAAGAAGCCUGAGGAACCAGCAGAGAAGAAGCCUGAGGAACCAGCAGAGAAGAAGCCUGAGGAACCAGCAGAGAAGAAGCCUGAGGAACCAGCAGAGAAGAAGCCUGAGGAACCAGCAGAGAAGAAGCCUGAGGAACCAGCAGAGAAGAAGCCUGAGGAACCAGCAGAAACAGUCAUUGAAAACCCAGCUGAUAACCCAGAAGAUAAAAAGGAUGAGAAGCCGACAGAGAAUCGGGCAGAAAAACAAAUUGCUAAAGAGGGUGAAAAACCUAUGUUGAAAGAGGCGGUCAAAACGAAAGCCAAAGCAGCCGACGCAUCAAAGGCCAAAGCGACGACUAAAACAGCGGCUAAAGCAGGGGACAAAGCCAAGGCUAAACCAGCAGCAAAAACAAACGUCAAACAUGCAGAAAGCAAAAUGAAACCUCAAGCGACAGACAAAAAAGAGCAGAAGCCAGCUACAAAGAAGGCAGAGAAAGCCCCUGUCAAAAAGGUUUCCAAGGACUCUAAAACUGACCCCAAAUCAGCCUCGGACUCACAGACAGACAAGGUUGAGCUAUGAGACCAACAGCACCUGUGACUCUUACUCUGUGGUGUCUCUAUUUUUCUACCGUUUGAAUAUAUUUGCUAAGGUUUUCUCUGUGGGUGUGCUGGAUAAAGAUAUGUAGUUGUUGGAUAUUGUUUUGGAUGUUGUUUGUCUGCCCAGUGGCGGUGAAAAAUGAACCAGGAUAAGGUGUUGUAAUGUAAGCCAUACCAUAAUACCAAGGGACUGCAAACUCACUCUGAUGGCUGAUAUCAACCAAUCAAUCAAAUCAAUGAAUCAACCAAUCAAAUUGGAUUUGUAUAGUGCAUUUCACAAAUGCAUUUGUCACAAAGUGCUAAAUAGUAACCACCUUUAAAUUCAUAUCCCAGACUCAUGUGAACAAUCUGUGUUGUUUUUAUAGUGUUACUUUUGUGUAAUGAUUUGGAAUUCUCUGUGCUAUUUUGUACUGAUUUUAAAUAAACAGUUCUUUGCCUCAGGAAUGGAAAGAUAUAAUCUCCCAACAAAAAGAGAUAAAAAAACCCCAGGAAAGACUGAAACUUCGAUUCAUGUGGAUACAUUAAAAAAGUCAUGUUUUCAUACUGAACAAAAAUAUGAACGCUACAUGUAAAGUGUUGGUCCCAUGUUUCAUGAGCUGAAAUAAAAGAUCCCAGAAAUGUUC
Molecule: messenger RNA, 3559 nt
Organism: Oncorhynchus keta (chum salmon)
Lineage: Eukaryota; Metazoa; Chordata; Actinopteri; Salmoniformes; Salmonidae
Gene: p3h1
Product: prolyl 3-hydroxylase 1
Exons: 15
Coding region: 124-2919 (931 amino acids)
Biological process (GO): collagen metabolic process
Cellular component (GO): endoplasmic reticulum
Molecular function (GO): L-ascorbic acid binding; iron ion binding; protein binding
Source: RefSeq, a predicted model, not a curated record